AAGUAUCUUGGGCACGUAUAUAAAAAAAUUACAUUUCUACAUUUCUAUUCCUUUAAAAAUUUUGUCUUUAUAAAUCACAUAUUAGUGCUUGCAGUUUUACCUAGAAAGCACAACGAAAUUAUUUGUAGUGCCUCUCAACUGGAAUUUGGAUUUUUAUAUUGACGAAAUGAAUGCACACAUCCGAAAAUAUGUUCUUUGUUCUGUAUCAAUGUGUCUAGUUAAUCUUUGCUAUUCUAUGGACUUUAGAAUCGUUGUAUAGUUGAACUACUAUUAUUUUUUCAAACAAUCCAGUAUUUGCCUAUAACUUAAGUGCUCAUUGCAAAAUUUGCACUCGAGGCGAGGCGAAGUAGUGCUCGUUUGUAACUUUUUGAAAAAAAAAUUGAAUAGUGGAAUUAUAAUCGUUAAUUAAAAAAUAUUAGAUAUUAGAAAUGUGGCCUGAAAUAGAACGUGCAAGAGACGAAAAUCGUAGAGAAUUGGUACUGACCGGCCCGGAAAUCAGCAAAAGAAUAUCUGAAAAUGGUUUGGAUUCUAAAAUUUUUUCCCUGAUAGAUUUAAAUUACCUCAGUUUCACAGAAACAUGUCUUACAGAAGUGCCUGAUGAUGUCUCAAAGCUUAUUAACUUGCAGACCCUGAUUUUACAUUCUAAUAGAAUAGAGAAGUGCUCAAAGAAAUUGACACAAUUACCUAAACUGAAAAUUUUGGAUAUAUCUACAAACUUUUUAGAGAAAUUGCCUGAAGACUUGACAAACUUGGCGGAAAUUGUUACUUUAAAUUUUUCAAACAAUAAAUUAGAAUGCUUUCCCAUAUUAAAAACCAGCUCAAAAUUAAGUGUGCUGGACUUAUCACUUAACAAUUUAGCAUGUUUUCCAGAUGUAUGUUAUGAGCAGUUGGCAAAUUUAAGUGAGAUAAAAUUACAUGGUAAUAAAAUAGAAAAUAUACCAAAUACUAUUUACAUUUUGCCUUCUUUAAAAAUAUUGGAUAUCAGUGGGAAUCAAGUUAAAGUUUUACCCGGGGAACUUGCAGACUGUCAUAGGUUAAAAGAGCUCAACCUUAAGUCCAAUCCUAUAACAGAUCGUAGGCUGUUUAAAUUAAUUGAACAGUGUCGUACGAAGCAAAUUAUUGAUUAUGUUAAGCAGCAUUGUUCGAAAACUACACCAGUGCAAGUGACGGGAGCAAAUAAAAGCAAAAAGGGCAAAGUUAAGCAAAAAUCUGAGUCCGAAAAUGAAGAAGACAAUAAUUCCUCAUGUAAAUAUUGCAUUACGGUUAAACCAGCCAAUAAUGACUUCAAGAUAGUAAUUCAUAAUAAUGUAAAGUCAAUUAGAGAACACAUAGUAUGUUGUAUUUUACGUAAUGUUUCAUUUAGUGAAGAAUUGUUCAAAAAAUUUAUUCAACUGCAGAAUAAACUGCACGAUAGUAUUUGUGAGAAAAGGAACUCUGCAACUAUUGCCACACAUGAUUUCAAAAAAUUGGGAUCAGGUCCGUUACUAUAUACCAGUUUUCCCCCAAGAGACUUCAAAAUUAAACCUUUAAACAAGACAACUGAAAUGACAGGAGCAGAAUUAUUUGCAAGACUUCAAACUGAAGCAAAUAAUUUGCGUAAAGAAAAAAAAAGGAGUACCUAUUCAGGAGUACAUAAAUAUCUUUAUUUGAUUGAGGGCAAGCCCGCUUAUCCAUGUUUAAUGAAUAAUCAAGAAGAAGUUAUAUCAUUUCCGCCCAUAACAAAUUCUGAAAUUUCCAAAAUUGAAAUGUCCACAACAGAAAUAUUAAUAGAAGUAACCAGUAAUGUAUCUCAGUUUGUCUGCAAAAAUGUGUUAUCUGAACUGUUAAAGGACACUGCAGUUCUGUUUGAUAAGAAUUUAGAAGUGUGUCAAGUGAGGAUAUUGGACCAAGAUGGAAAAUUAAAGGUUGUUUUCCCUUCCAAGGUGGAUUUGAAUUUUGGCAAAGACUCAAAUGUAAAAUGUCAGUUUGAAAAUGUUGGUUAAAUUAAAAUUUUUGGUAGGCAGUAUUAACUUUAAGGCGUUACCUCAACAGACAAAAUUUGAAUAAAAUAGUUUUUUAUAAAACUCAAAAAUAUGAUGCAGUUUUUUUCCUAAUGUAAAACUGUAAAUGUAAAAAUGUUUUGU
Cylas formicarius (sweet potato weevil) is the source of this 2123-nucleotide messenger RNA. Its product is annotated as leucine-rich repeat-containing protein 47-like. Bases 429 to 1982 code for a protein of 517 amino acids. NCBI's taxonomy places the organism in Eukaryota, Metazoa, Arthropoda, Insecta, Coleoptera, Brentidae. The transcript has 4 exons. The record is from RefSeq and is a predicted model, not a curated record. Gene Ontology annotation, biological process: phenylalanyl-tRNA aminoacylation. Gene Ontology annotation, molecular function: protein binding; RNA binding; phenylalanine-tRNA ligase activity.